This is a messenger RNA of Bactrocera neohumeralis, 3087 nucleotides long. It is a transcript of the gene l(2)37Cb, whose product is annotated as pre-mRNA-splicing factor ATP-dependent RNA helicase DHX16. The transcript has 7 exons. Bases 182 to 2851 code for a protein of 889 amino acids. The record is from RefSeq and is a predicted model, not a curated record. Gene Ontology annotation, molecular function: RNA binding; ATP binding. Gene Ontology annotation, cellular component: catalytic step 2 spliceosome; intracellular anatomical structure. NCBI's taxonomy places the organism in Eukaryota, Metazoa, Arthropoda, Insecta, Diptera, Tephritidae.
ACAAGAAAUCGAUUUAACGCAAGCUUAUCGUAUCAUCUCCAAGAACUAUUCUGAGAUAUAAUUUAAAUAAACACAACAUUGGAUUAUUUAUAAAAAAUCAUUACUAUCAAUAAAAACUAAUAAUAUUAGAGCUGCAUUAAAUAGAAUUCGUGGCUGAAGUGUAAUUUCCUAGAAAUUCAUCAUGUCAAAAGCCAGCAAAAGGGCUGCUAACUCAAGUUCCGAAGAAUUGGACAGUGAGGAAGAGGACCGCUUAAAAGAUCUUAAAGAGCGUGAUGAAUUUGCUGAGCGACUUAAGAAACGCGAUGAGGGCAAGGUGCGAAAGGUAUUGGAAUCCAGUGCUAGUCGGAAAGCUAUUGAAGAAGCUGCUAAGAGACUGAAGCUUGAGCACGAAGAUCGGGAUAAAAUUCUACCACAGUUACGAGUGCAAUCUCGUCGAAAGUAUCUUGAAAAACGAAAGGAUGAUAAAGUGGCCGAACUUGAGGCAGAUAUUUUGGAUGAUGAGUAUUUGUUUGACGAAAAGAUUUUGACUGCAAGAGAACGAGAGGAACGUGAAUACAAGAAGCAAUUGUUACAGAUUGCAAAGGAACAUGAAAAAGCGCGAGAAUUGGAGCGAAUCCAGAGAUAUCAUAUACCACAAAACCUAAAAAAGGGCGAAAAAGAGGAAUAUGUGGAAGUUGAUGAGCUGGAAAAACAACCUAAUUCGGAACAGAAAAAAUGGGAAGCUGAACAGUUGGCAUCUGCACGUUUCCAAUUCGGUUCGAAAGAUGCAAAAAUUAAAGAAGAAUAUGAACUUCUACUUGAAGAUCAAAUUGAGUUCAUACAAGCUCUUACAAUGGAUGGUUCGAAAGAGGACUCUUCAAAAAAGUCUGAAAUUUCUGAGGCAGAAAGAAAGCGUAUGACGAUAGAGGAAACACAAAAAUCAUUACCAGUUUAUCCAUUCAAAGAUGAUUUAAUAGAAGCUGUCAAAGAACAUCAGAUUCUAAUUAUAGAGGGUGAAACUGGUUCCGGCAAAACAACACAAAUUCCGCAGUACUUAGUAGAGGCUGGUUUCACCAAAGAUAAUAAAAAAAUUGGUUGUACGCAGCCUAGACGUGUAGCUGCUAUGUCUGUUGCUGCACGUGUUGCUGAAGAAAUGGGAGUUAAAUUAGGAAAUGAAGUUGGUUAUAGUAUUCGGUUCGAAGAUUGCACUUCAGAACGUACUGUACUCAAGUACAUGACCGAUGGUACUUUACACAGAGAGUUCUUAUCAGAGCCGGAUCUGGCAUCCUACAGUGUUAUGAUCAUUGACGAAGCUCACGAACGUACCUUACAUACAGAUAUAUUAUUCGGACUUGUCAAAGAUAUAGCACGUUUUCGACCGGAACUGAAGCUACUUAUAUCCAGCGCAACGUUAGAUGCUGAUAAGUUUUCUAAAUUUUUCGAUGAUGCGCCAAUUUUUCGCAUUCCUGGACGUCGUUAUCCGGUGGAUAUAUUUUAUACGAAAGCACCAGAAGCUGACUAUAUUGAUGCUUGUUGCGUUUCAGUUUUACAAAUACAUGCUACACAGCCACUUGGUGAUAUUUUGGUAUUUCUUACGGGGCAAGAUGAGAUAGAAACAUGUCAGGAAGUUUUACAAGAUCGUGUAAAACGACUAGGUUCGAAGAUACGAGAGCUUGUUAUUAUACCAGUUUAUGCUAAUUUGCCAAGUGAUAUGCAGGCAAAAAUUUUUGAACCUACACCACCCAAUGCCAGAAAGGUUGUAUUGGCAACAAAUAUAGCGGAGACUUCGUUAACAAUUGACAAUAUAAUUUACGUGAUAGAUCCUGGAUUCGCCAAGCAAAAUAAUUUCAAUUCACGCACUGGCAUGGAAUCUUUAAUGGUUGUGCCAAUUUCAAAGGCGUCAGCGAAUCAACGCGCCGGCCGCGCUGGACGUACAGCUCCAGGAAAGUGUUUCCGGCUUUAUACCGCUUGGGCUUACAAACAUGAACUAGAGGAUAACACUGUACCUGAGAUUCAGCGUAUUAAUCUUGGCAAUGCCGUGCUUAUGCUGAAAGCCCUCGGUAUAAAUGAUCUCAUACACUUUGACUUCUUAGAUCCGCCACCGCACGAGACGUUGGUCCUAGCUUUGGAACAGCUAUAUGCAUUGGGUGCGUUAAAUCAUCAUGGAGAAUUGACAAAGUUGGGUAGACGCAUGGCAGAGUUUCCGGUUGACCCAAUGAUGGGAAAAAUGUUAUUAGCAAGUGAAAAGUACAAAUGCUCGGAAGAAUUGGUAUCUAUUGCAGCGAUGCUUUCUGUGAAUAGUGCAAUCUUCUACCGACCAAAAGAUAAAAUUAUUCAUGCGGAUACAGCUCGAAAGAAUUUUAAUCACAUGCAUGGUGAUCAUUUGAGUUUGUUGCAAGUUUAUAAUCAGUGGGUUGAUACGGAUUAUAGCACACAGUGGUGUUACGAGAACUUUAUACAGUAUAGAUCUAUGAAGAGAGCACGUGACGUACGUGAGCAACUCGUAGGUUUAAUGCAGCGCGUAGAAAUUGAUAUGGUCUCAUGCAUGCCCGAGACGGUAAAUGUAAGAAAAGCCGUUACAGCUGGAUAUUUUUACCAUGUUGCGAAAUUAUCAAAAAGUGGCAAUUAUAAGACUAUUAAACAUAAUCAAACGGUAUUGAUCCAUCCGAAUUCCUCGCUUUUUGAAGAGCUGCCCAGAUGGGUACUAUACCAUGAACUCGUAUUUACCACGAAAGAGUAUAUGCGGCAAGUGAUCGAAAUUGACAGCAAGUGGUUGUUAGAAGUGGCACCACACUACUACAAAGCUAAGGAACUUGAAGAUUCGACCAAUAAAAAGAUGCCCAAAGUUACCGGACGUGCUGUUAUGACAUGAAUCAGUGCGUGUCAAUGUAGUUUUAGCUACUGAAAUAUGGUUGUAAAAGAAUGAAGGCCCUCGCUUGCAACGCCUUUCAACUUACAAUUUAACUUAAUUAAAGACUUUGGCGAUAAUGUUAUACAUACAUGAUCCAUUCGAGGUAGAUUUAUAUAUAUGAUGAUGUUCUCAAAAAUCCCUAUAUAUAUGUAUAUAAAUAAAAAAUGUUUUCUAUAAGUAUGUAUUUAAUACAUUAA